AUGAAUCCAAAUAACCCUCCUCCUCCAAAUUCUCAAAAUCCAAACCCUCAGUUUCCAUAUCCAUAUCCAAAUUCUUAUUUUCCAAACCCUCAAAAUUUUAAUUUUAAUUCUCAAAUUCCAAAUUCUCAACACCCAUUUCCACAUUCUCAAGCUUCUCAAUUUCCGUUUCCAUAUCCUCAAAAUUCUCCUUAUCCAUUCUCAUUUCCUCACUUUCCAAAUUCACAAUUUGAAACACAACAAUCACCUGUCAAUAUCCAAAAUUCUCCAGAUUCGCAAGUGCCGGCCUUUGCUAACACAAAUUUUGUUGAUCUAAAUGAUGAUUAUGAGGAAAACGAAGAUGUACGUGAAAAUACUGGUCACUGGACGUGGGUUGAAGAUAAGCUCUUGAUAAGUGCAUGGUUGAACGUGUCAAUUGAUCCACUUAUCGGUACUGAUCAAAAAGCCGAAGCCUUUUGGGACAGAAUUAAGCAAUAUUGUGAAGAGGACAAUCCCGGCGUCAUCAAAAGAGGGGUUGUGGCUAUGAGAAAAAGGUGGCAACGAAUAAAUGAAGGUGCUCAGAAAUUUGGGUCAUGUUAUGAUGAGGCUCAACGAAUGAUUGGGAGUGGUUCAAACUUGGAUAACAUAAUUGAGAAAGCUCAUGAACUCCAUUUGGCUCAAUACAAGAAAAAGACGAAUUUUGAUAAUCAUUGGCGUGAGCUUCGUAGACAUCCCAAGUGGAGAACUCCUACAACUAGUGCAAGUUCUAAAAGAACUAAAUUAAGUAGUUCUGGAGCUUACUCAUCGGAGGGAAAUAACGAUACACCAACAUCUGAUGAAUUUGAACUAGUUCGUCCAAAAGGUACAAAGGCUGCUAAAAGAAAGGGAAAGGGGAAGGCAACAACUGCGGAAGUUGAAGAAUAUGAAGCUAUUCAAGUUAAUGACUUGAGAAAAAUGAACAUAAUGGAUACAAUAAAUGAAAUGAAGCAAAAAGAAAUUGAGACUCGACAAAGAAUAUAUUCAUUUUUACUUUCUAUAUAA
Daucus carota subsp. sativus is the source of this 1017-nucleotide messenger RNA. Its product is annotated as glutathione S-transferase T3-like. The record is from RefSeq and is a predicted model, not a curated record. The coding region runs from base 1 to 1017 and encodes 338 amino acids. NCBI's taxonomy places the organism in Eukaryota, Viridiplantae, Streptophyta, Magnoliopsida, Apiales, Apiaceae. The transcript has a single exon.